GAUCUCCGAUUGCUCCACACACUAACACCACAUCCUCCUCCAAGCAAAAUCCACUUCCCAUAACUUUCCCUGUGAUUUCAAUUGGAUCACCAUGAAUUUCUUGUCCGGCUUAGCUAAGGGCGGCGACUCCAAGACUCAGCCCGGCGGCGAGGAGAAAUCCUCCACCACCGACCUUUUCGCCGACGCCAAGGUAGUAGCGGAGGCCGCUCGCGCCCAGUUUAGCAACGAGCCGGAGAAGUGCGACAAGGCCAAGGCCGCCGGGUCCGCCGCCGACCUCCUCGACGCCGCCUCCCAGUACGGCAAGCUCGACUCCACCCAGGGCGUCGGCAAGUACGUCGAUCAAGCCGAGGGCUACCUCCGCCAGUACGGCGCCCCCAAAUCCACCCCCGCCAACCACGUGACCGAGACCGAGACCGCUAACCACGUGACCGAGACCCCCAACCACGUGACCGAGACCGCUAACCACGUGACCGAGACCGCCAACCACGUGACCGAGACCGAGAUUCCUAAGCCGGAGGCUGGGGACUACGCGAAGAAGGCGGAGGAGCUGCUCGGUGAGAAGAGCGGGGCAGAGGGUUUGUUGAAGGCUGCCGGCGGUUUCUUUGGCAAAUAAGGUUUAUAGUAGUAUUGUGAACGCGAAAGGCAACGGUGUUUGUUUGUUUGGAUGUUGUGUAAUUCGCACUUACCAGUUUCUGUUAAGGCUUGUAAUAAUGGAUUAGGCUGUUGUUAAUUCUGUACUGUUAUGUUUGGCGUAUAUUUAUUAAGUUUGGUGUAA
Salvia hispanica is the source of this 775-nucleotide messenger RNA. RefSeq lists its product as uncharacterized. Lineage: Eukaryota; Viridiplantae; Streptophyta; Magnoliopsida; Lamiales; Lamiaceae. Gene Ontology annotation, biological process: regulation of abscisic acid biosynthetic process; response to heat. The record is from RefSeq and is a predicted model, not a curated record.